Molecule: messenger RNA, 1353 nt
Organism: Entamoeba nuttalli P19
Lineage: Eukaryota; Evosea; Mastigamoebida; Endamoebidae
Exons: 1
Coding region: 1-1353 (450 amino acids)
Source: RefSeq, a predicted model, not a curated record
AUGAAUCAAAGAAGAAGAAAUAGAUUAUAUAGAACACCAUACCCAUUUCCUGCUACUACACCACAUGGAGAAGUUUUAACAACAAGAACUGAAGUACAUAAAUAUAAUAAACAUUUGCCUACAUCCCCUGACUUAAGUUUUCUUAAAAACUAUUCUAAAGAAUUACCUGAGAUUAAUAUAACUCAUCAAGAAGAUAUUUUAAAAGAUGCACAAAGGACAAUUGUUAGAAACUCACAUAAUAAACAAGAAAUGACAACUAAAUUAAUUCAUAUUUUAAAGUCUAUAGAAGCUAGUUAUGGAAAUUAUCUCCCUCAAUUACUUCAUCUUGCUGCUUCGUUACUUUUUGUAAGUAAUGAUGAAUCAAUGACAUAUGGUGUAUUAAUAGAAUUGAUAAAAAUAUUAGACGAUUAUUUUACUGACAACAUGAUUGGUAUUCAAGCUGAUGUAGAAUUAAUUAACAAAUUAAUUACUUUUCAACACCCAUCAAUUUCAAUUAUUAAUGUUAUGUCUUCAGUAGUUUGGAGAUGGUUAUUAGGUUGUAUGGCAUCAGACUUUCCAUUGUACACAACUAUUGAAACUAUUCAUUUAAUUUUACUUAAAGGAAGAUGUGGACUAGUAUCAUUAUGUUAUGGUUUACUGGAAAGGACAGUUGAAUUUGAUGAUCCUGAAGCAAUUAAAUAUUACCCAUUCACAGUCUAUCGUUUUGGAAAAGUUACUGAGAUUAUGUCAACUUAUCAAAUCCCAAAUUAUAUAUCAUUUCAUAAGCAAGAGCUUGAAAAAAUCAAAAUAAACCAGUCUUUUUCUCUCCAUUUUAAAAUCCAAUCUUCAAUCGAGUUGUUGGUCAAAGGUGUUGGAAAUAUUUUAUCUAUUUCUCAAUACGAAAGUGAAAAUAUUGUUAAACAAUGUAAUAACUUUGGAGCAAAAUCAUGUGAGUCUCUUGAAAAAAAGUUUUAUGACUGCCAAAAAUUGUACAAACUCUUUGGUGGGACUCGAAAUGAAAUGAAACAUCUUCAAUUAUUUGGAAUAAUUGUUUGGACAUUAGAUGGAACGCCAGAGUUAAGAUGUAAAAUUAUUUUUGAAAAUUUAAAUAGACUACAAAAAGACUCAUUAAUGUUUGCUGACCUUGAAACUGGUAUUAAAAGAUUUAAUGAUUAUUUGAUUAGUGAAAAAAAAGAAAGUAGUUGUAUUGACGUUCAUAAUCUUAGACUCAAAUAUCCAGUUCAAAACAUAACAAUAAAAAUGUUAAAUCUGAUGUGUAAGAAUGAGUUAUCAAUUUUGGUUGAAGGGUCAAAUUUAGGUAUUGAAGGGUCAAAAAUAAAAGACAAAAUAAUAGAAAUGUAUAGUUCAAUAUAA